UACAUUAGCUUUUAGAUCUCUCUUGAAGGGAGCUGCUAUGUUUUUGCCUGCUAGAGGUGGAAAUAACAGUUAAGGAACUCAAAGGGUGGAUUUUCAGCAGGGUCUCUCUCUCUCUUCCCCCCUUCCCUGAAUGAAUUCAGGGAAAGGCCUUUUAAAUGUUUGGUACAUUUUUCAGAUUUGCUGGACAUUAAGGAGAGAACUUAGGAUGUUAAUGGUCUCAGCUGAUUAUUAGGGGGGAAAUUAGAUGUCACACCACCAAGCUGCAGCCCAGACCAGGAAAGAAUGAAAGGUGGGAGAAGAGUCUUAAGCAGUUAAUUGAGUUGAAAACAUUGCAGGAGAAGACUGCUCUGAGAAUGCCUGUGUGACUGAAGAUGGUCUGUCGCUUACUAGAACCACAUCCCCCAAAACUGGUUCUUUACGGUUCUUUACAGGAAUGCCUGCAUCAACUAACCAAGUUCUGGUCCUCUGCUCCAUCAAUGCAGAAAAAACAGUAACAACAGUGGAAAAUUGGAAGUCCGAAUUUCAGCUUUCUUAGAAAGAACUGCGCCCCGACACAUCCUGUAAUAUUUAAAUAAGUGGAGAAAUAAAACCAGCAAGAUGUUGUGCUCAGAAAUGACAACGUUGACAUGAAGAAUAGGUAAUUUACAGUUCACCUCUUUUUUUUACCCCUUACCCCCCAGCCACCAGGAAAGCAGACCUCAUAAGAAAAAGUAGAAGGUGGAAGAAAGGGAUUACUUUUUUGUUGUUUUUAUUUAUUUUGCAUAUUGAGAUAUAUAUAUAUAAAUAUGGACCAAACUGUGCUCAAAGCUCUGGUGAGCUUACUCUGGAAUUGUUGGAUUCUAAUGGGUUCUGUGAAGGCAGGCAUAGGAGACAAUCACGUCCACUCCAGUUUCAUUUACAGGAGAUUGCGGAACCAUGAAAGAAGAGAGAUCCAGAGAGAAAUUCUCUCCAUCCUGGGUUUGCCUCACAGACCCAGGCCAUUUUCACCUGGAAAGCAAGCUUCCUCAGCACCCCUCUUCAUGCUCGACCUCUACAAUGCCAUGACAAAUGAAGAAGAUACUGAAGAACUGGAGUAUUCGCUCAGGGGAUCACUUGGCGGAGAGAGCAAAGGGCUGAGGAAGGGGUACCCAGCAUCUCCAAAUGGAUACUCUCGGAGAAUACACAUAUCUCGCACAACUCCGCUGACUACACGGAGCCCUCCCUUAGCUAGCCUGCAUGAUACCAACUUUCUGAAUGAUGCAGAUAUGGUCAUGAGCUUUGUCAAUUUAGUUGAAAGGGACAAGGACUUUUCCCACCAACGAAGGCAUUACAAAGAAUUUCGAUUUGACUUGACUCAGAUCCCUCACGGAGAGGCAGUGACGGCGGCUGAAUUCCGGAUUUACAAGGAUCGAAGUUACAGUCGAUUUGAAAAUGAAACCAUUAAGAUUAGCAUUUAUCAGAUAAUCAAGGAGUAUCCAAACAGGGACGCAGACCUGUUUCUGUUAGAUACAAGACGAGCUCAAGCGUUUGACAUUGGCUGGCUUGUGUUUGACAUCACCGUGACCAGCAAUCACUGGGUGAUUAAUCCACAGAAUAAUUUAGGAUUGCAGCUCUGUGCAGAAAUGAUGGAUGGUAGGAGUAUCAACGUGAAAUCUGCUGGCCUUAUAGGACGGCAUGGACCUCAGUCAAAACAGCCAUUCAUGGUUGCUUUCUUCAAAGCAAGCAAAGUCCUUUUUCGAUCUGUCCGAGCUGCCAACAACAAAAAGAAAAAUCAGAACCGCAACAAAUCCAGCACUCCGCAAGAUUCCUCAAGAAUGCAGAGUGUUGGGGAUUAUAACACAAGUGAGCAGAAACAAGCCUGUAAAAAACAUGAACUGUACGUGAGCUUCAGAGACCUAGGCUGGCAGGAUUGGAUUAUAGCUCCAGAGGGUUACGCUGCCUUUUAUUGUGAUGGAGAAUGCUCCUUUCCUCUCAAUGCACACAUGAAUGCAACAAAUCAUGCCAUAGUGCAGACUCUGGUCCAUUUGAUGUUCCCUGAUCAUGUCCCUAAGCCUUGCUGUGCCCCAACGAAACUGAAUGCAAUCUCUGUGCUCUAUUUUGAUGACAGUUCAAAUGUUAUUUUGAAAAAGUACAGAAACAUGGUGGUGCGAUCAUGUGGUUGCCACUAGAAUCGGUUUGUAAAAAAGAAGAUUCUCAAUAAUAUCUUUUUUCCUUAAUUAUAGUAAAGGUGAUAGAAUGCCUUUUUUAAGGAAACGAGGACCUUAAACAACUUAUUCCAGUUUAUGCCAUUUUUCAUUCAUGUACAGUAUUAUGUACAUAGUAGCAUUAAUUUAUUUAAAGGUAUAUAGUUUCUUUUGUAUGAAUGAUAUUGCAAACGCUUUAUUAUAUUAGUAUGUACUAGAAUAUUGAAGGCAGAUUUUCAGCUAAUCAUGCUGAGAUUUAUUUCAUUUUUUAAAAAAGCCUUUGUAUAGUUCUCUCUCUUUAACUCAGAAACCCCAGAACUCCCGUGACUGUUUUAUAUUGUUAAAGGAAAUUGAAUACAUUUGGCUACAUUGUGCCAAUGAAAACUCUGGCGGGCUAUUUAUUUAGAAAAGGCACUGAGGAAAGGCUGAAAAAGAGAGAGAGAGAAAAUGCUUAGCUAAAAACAGUUCUCCUUUUAGAAGUUCUACUCCAUUAGAUAAAGAAAAACGCUGAACCGUGUUUAAAUAAAUAAAUGGCAGUUUAAAUGCAGGGGCUGAAAGAUUGCACAUAAUUGUCAAAGCUAUUUUCUUUAGCAGAAGGAGUGUAACCAUAGGAGCUAUGUUACCUCUAUUUGCUUGUGGGGUUGCAAAUUUUUCUGAAGUCAUUAAGCUUUUGGGGGUUGCUUGUUGCCUGGGUCCAUAGCUUUUGAAGUUACGGGAGCAGGGCAGGGUGGAAUGUAGAACAACCUUCUUACCUCAAGUAAAUACUAUUGGUCUAUUAAACUAUAACGCAACUGCGAUGGAUUUGUUUGUGUUUAUCGACCAAAACAAAACACAUGAGCCAGUGAGUGAGUUAAUGAAAUGGAGAAUAAGCAGAGAAUAACCCCCCUGCCCCAAAUGCCCUCAAACCAGUCCUCAAAGAGCAUUAUUUAAGUUAAGAAGAAUGCUCAUUUACUUAUUUCUUGGAUUACUUAAUCUCACCUUCAAGCAUUAUUUAAUAGGAUUUGUGUCUGUGACGGGGAAGUGAGGGUGCCCACUGUUGCAGAAAAAUGUGGUCAGCUGUAUGGCGUUUCAGAAAAAUUACUUUAUCUCACUUACAAAUAACAUUUAUUCCUGUUUUUAAAAUAUCUUUCAAAAAUCUGUUGAAAUACUAAACAAUUACUUCUGUUAGAUUUCUUUUUGACACCCCCCCCAUUCCAGCUGCUUUUAACUAUGUUUUUAAUUUACCACAAAGCCUUACUUAGUUAAACUGCAGUUCAUGUACUGUAAUGCAUUUUAAUAUAGGUAUCUUUUAUGACUUGCUGUUUUGAAGAGAAAUCAUGAAGGUUAAAAUUAAUCUGAGAAGCAUUUAAAAAGGAAAUGGAUUUGCCUGUGAUUUAGAUAGAUUAAAGGUUGUGGUUAUUUGGAACUGAAUUUAUUUUAAAUAAAGUUUGAAAAGUGUAUUUUGGGUACAUUAAGUAAUAUAUUUUUGAAUAAAGGUGUACCAUUUUGAGUGUAUGAAAUUGAAGAUUAUAUUAUUCUUUGAAAUGUUCUGUUGAAAUACAAGUCUAUAUUUUAAGAUCUAAUAAAUCUGAAACCUUUGUUUGCUC
Molecule: messenger RNA, 3748 nt
Organism: Podarcis raffonei (Aeolian wall lizard)
Lineage: Eukaryota; Metazoa; Chordata; Lepidosauria; Squamata; Lacertidae
Gene: BMP5
Product: bone morphogenetic protein 5
Exons: 7
Coding region: 786-2147 (453 amino acids)
Biological process (GO): SMAD protein signal transduction
Cellular component (GO): extracellular region
Molecular function (GO): growth factor activity; cytokine activity
Source: RefSeq, a predicted model, not a curated record